This is a messenger RNA of Apiotrichum porosum, 600 nucleotides long. RefSeq lists its product as uncharacterized. The record is from RefSeq and is a predicted model, not a curated record. Lineage: Eukaryota; Fungi; Basidiomycota; Tremellomycetes; Trichosporonales; Trichosporonaceae. Bases 1 to 600 code for a protein of 199 amino acids. The transcript is spliced from 4 exons.
AUGAUGGCAUCCUCUCAGCAGCAGCCCCCCUCUCCACCUCCUACGACUGCCGGACAGGGCCUUGAGGCGCCCACCUCUACUCCUACGGCCAACCCUACUCCUACGGUCGUCUCCAUCUCCGCACCCGCCGUCUCCAUGGACGAGUACAAGGUCGUGGGUGGCUUUUCCCUCCACAAAAGCGACAUCGUUGGUGUCGGCAUGUUUGGAGUCCUCGUCUGCUUGUUUGGCUUCGUGGGUGCCCUUGCUCAUGAGUCCUCGCUCGGAUGCCUCGCCGCUCUCAUCGGCAUGGGAAUCAUGGCCUCCUCCCAGCCUCUCUCGUCGCCUCCUCCCACCAUCAGCGGCCAAGCGUUGGUGGGACCAACGUCGACGCCUGCUUUGGGACCAGCACCCGGCCAGGUCGCUGCCAGCCCGGAGUAUAAGACCGUGUGUGCUGUCUCGUUCCACACCCGCGACAUGCUCGCGAUCGCCUACGUGGUCCUGCUCGUGUUCGUGUUCGCCUUUGUCCUUGCCCUGUCUCAAGGUUCGGCAGAGGGCAGCAAGGCGGCACUUAUUGGUGUCGCGAUGUCGUUCUUGUUCAUCGGCUACAUCCUGUCGCGUUAA